Molecule: messenger RNA, 2394 nt
Organism: Saccharomycopsis crataegensis
Lineage: Eukaryota; Fungi; Ascomycota; Saccharomycetes; Ascoideales; Saccharomycopsidaceae
Exons: 1
Coding region: 1-2394 (797 amino acids)
Molecular function (GO): protein binding
Source: RefSeq, a predicted model, not a curated record
AUGCAAUCGCUACCUAACGAGGUCAUCCUCAAAAUCUUUAGCCACCUCCCAAUCACAGAACUUGGCGCGUUAUAUCAGGUAUCAUCAUCCAUCAACAAACUCACCAUGUUAAACAUCUUAAACUCAAUGCUCUUUGAAAACGUCGUCCUCAUCAACUCUUUCGAGAAAGAUUGUGACCCCCAAGAUGACCUAAAUGCCGUUGUCGAAUCCAAUGACAACUCCAUCGACUUGAUCGAUAUCCAAGGAUUCCAAUUCACCAAGAAUCAAACAUCGAACGUCAUCACUUGUUACUGCUACUUGGACUCCCUACCAAACAUCAUUCAGUAUAAACUGCUAAUAAAAAGCGUGUCUAUAACCUGCCAACAUCUCAAUAAUCACCAAUCUUCUACAUCUCUCUCGCAUAUCGAUUGCAAAAAUACCCCAUUGAAUAAGGACUUGGAUUCAUUGAUAAUCAACGACUUGGACCACCAUCAAGCUUUGAAAUCUUUCCAAAUAUUGUGUCCUUAUUUGCAGAUAUCUCAACCAUUGGAUUUAAAUAUCGCUGACUUAUCAGUGGUUACAGAAGAUAAACAAUCACUUCGAGUUAUGAAUGAACAAAGGUUAACCAGUUUGUCCAUCAAACUACACGAAAAGAAGAACCAUUUCAUAGACUUUGGGCAUUAUAACUUUCAUUGCCUUUCUUCAUUAACCGUCGAUUAUGAAAUGAAAUACUUUGAUGCUAGUCACUUCAACAUCCCUUCCCUCAGAUAUUUGAAUCUUCAAAACAAUUCAAUCCAACAAUUUCUCAAUCUUACACAUAAAUUCUUACCAAAUUUACAAACUUUGGAUUUAUCCAAAAAUUCAAUUUAUAGAAUUCAUGAGCUAAUAGAUUUACCCCAACUCAAAAAAUUGGAUUUGAGCUACAAUAAGUUGACAAGGCUUACAAAUAUUCACAAAUUGAAAAGCUUAGAAGAACUUGUGUUAGUGGAAAACCAAAUUGGAAAAAUUGAGAAUCUUGACAAUUUGAAAAACUUGAAAGUGCUUCAACUUUUUUUCAACCUGAUUAAAACUAUUGAAAACUUGAGUCACCUUCAGAAUUUAAAUCAAUUAAAUCUUGGAUGCAAUAAGAUCAAAGACAUUGGGAAUGACAUUUCCAAAUUAAGAAACUUAAGAGAGCUUUAUCUUAAUGACAAUAAAAUCUCGUUUAUCGAGAACUUGGAUAAAUGUUGGAAUUUGCAAACCUUGGAUUUAUCCAAUAAUGACAUUAUGAGAUUGCAAAACUUGAAUAAUUUGAUUCUGUUGAAAACCUUCAAAAUUGCAGCCAAUAAAAUCGUUAAACUUGAGAACUUGCACUAUUUAAAGGAUCUUGUGGAAUUACAAUUGACCGAUAACGUUUUGGCAAAGAUUGAGAACCUUGAAAAUGAAAAACUUGCAAAAUUAUCACUUUCGGAGAACUUGAUUUCUGAUUUAACUGGAUUUCCAAAUUUACCAAUGUUGCAAGAAUUAAACUUGGGUAGAAAUAGUGUUGCUGAUAUUUCUAAUUUGGGUCAUUUACGGAAUUUAAUCAAAUUAAAUGUUUCCCACAAUAAGAUUACAAAGAUUGCCAGAGAAAUUGAGAAUUGCAAAGAAUUGGAAGUUUUAGAUUGCAGUCACAACAAAGUACUAAAUAUUGAAAAUUUGCAACUACCAAAAUUAACAGAUUUAUAUUUGAAUAAUAAUGUUAUUCUGCAUGCCAGUUUACAGUUGCCUUUAUUAUCUACUUUGAACCUCUGUUACAACCACAUUGAGGAUCUUUCAACUCUUGGCAAUGUGCAAUCCCUCAAAAUUUUGGCAUUGGCGCAUAACUCCAUAGAGGAAAUCCCUGAGUCAUUCAAUGAUUUAACCACCCUUAAUCACAUCAACUUAUCUCAUAAUCAAAUAUCCAAAAUUGCCAAUAUGUUCAAUUUACACUCUUUGAAAACUUUAUCAAUCCAUCAUAAUCACAUCUUUAAGAUUGAAAACUUGUCGAAGUUGACCAAUUUGGAAAACUUAUAUUUGAAUAGCAAUAAUAUUCAAAAGAUUGAAAAUUUGGAAAAUCUAACGAAAUUGAAAAACUUGUACCUCAGCGAAAACUCGAUUGAAAAACUAGAAAACCUAGAAACCUUAACUUCUUUGACGGCAGUUUUCUUGAAUAAUAAUUAUAUUGAUAAGAUUGAAAACUUGGAAAAUUUACUCAGUCUCAAAGUUUUAAAUUUGAAUUACAAUAAAAUCACCCAUUGUGAAAGCUUGGGAGACUUGACAGAUUUACAACAUUUGCAUGUCAACGGGAAUAAUAAUAUUGACUUGAAGUAUUUGAGCUCACUCAAUCAAGAGAAAAUCAACGUUUAUAGAGCCACUGGGUUUUCAUCUUCUUCCUUUUGUUACAACUGCAGAUAA